Molecule: messenger RNA, 1721 nt
Organism: Symsagittifera roscoffensis
Lineage: Eukaryota; Metazoa; Xenacoelomorpha; Acoela; Convolutidae
Exons: 2
Coding region: 132-1721 (529 amino acids)
Source: RefSeq, a predicted model, not a curated record
AUGGUCGGUGUUUGUCAUGUUACAAUUGUGUAAAAGCAACGUUUGUUUCCAAAAUUUGCGUUCUACUGUUCUAUAGUUACAAAAAUAUUAUUCAAAUAAACUCACAUACUGAAGAAGACUUAUUUAUAGGAAUGGGUGAAGAUGACGGAGAAUGGGUAUCAGUCGGUAAAAGCAAGAAGAAGAAUUGUCUGAUCGAGCCGUCGAUAGUGAAUACGGGCCACAAAUCUUCAGUUCCUGACGACGACUUUAAUGUCGCAGACUGCUUGGUUUAUCCAGACGUCUUUGGAAUUGUGCUUGAAAUGAGCGAUUGGCACGGGGUCAUUGAGGUCAACCAAGAUUGUUCUCAUUUUAUUCAGUUGCAAGCAUUUUUCCCUUCGGAAAACGACUCAUUGAUUGAAAUAAACCUUGGCAAGGGAAAGAAAAAUGGAUUGAAGGGCUGUAAAUUUUCAGGAGUUUCUGAAAUUUUAGAAGGCUCAAUUGUCAAUUUUUCGGUCCGCAUUCACACAUAUACGCUAAAAACAGAAAUUUAUGACCUAUCAGUGAAACGUUCGCACCCCAGAGAGCUUAUUUUUGAUCAAGCGACAGAAGAAAGUGUCGAUCUCAGAAGAAAUAGCUCGAACCAUUUCAUAACUUACGAUGCUAUAGUUGAAAAAAUUCCUUUUAAUCGCAACUAUUGCUUUGUCUUAGUUGAGAACUCAAAAGUUGAUCCACAGCUUUUCAAAUCACAUACGUUUUACCUCAAUUUUCGAAAUAUUUAUAGCUUGGGAGUCAAAGUAGAGGAAGAAGACGAGUUACAGCUUCACUUCGCCCCCGGAUACAUCAAAAAAUACCAAAACGACCCGAAAAAUGUGCCAGUAACCAAAGCUUAUUUGAAGAAAUUCGGAAAACUUCGAGAUGAAUUCAGGGUUGCCGAGGAAGUUAUUCUCUUCUUCCAUUCAAUCAAUGAUGGCACUUUGACAAAUAGAGAUGCGAUGAAUCACUUUAGUAAUGAAACGUCGGUGAAGACGGUUUUGUCGGCUUUGUUGUCUCCCAAAUCCCGCCGGCAUACAAUGCACAACGAAAAAAUUUCAGGCGCCAUUUUACUUAUAAUACAAUAUAGCGCAAACUACUUAGGGGACCAUUACACGAAGCAACUACUUGAAAUAUUGAACAAGUUCAAUUUCCUGGAUGAAAAUUCCAACUUCCAUAAGUUCAUUUCAGAUUUAGAAACAUUAAAAGGUUUUGCUUCUGCAACGACCAUUUACUAUUUUUUCUUCAUCGUCAAAAGCCAUCACGACGAAUUGUCACAAAAAGUUGAUCACAUAAUUUUAAACCACUCAGCUUUUGCCCGCCUUCCUCUUUUCAAUGACUUAUUGAAAAACAAGAGCUUAAGAGAUCAGUCGACAAACAAUGUCCCCAUAGCACCCAACUUACAUGAAGUGCAUGAGUUCGUUUAUCACCAGCGAAAAACUUUUGACGAGCUGCAUCCAGUUCGAACUGUCGGCGAAUACGACUCUCAAGAAGGUUAUCUCGAAACAUAUUUCAGACUGGCCAAAUACGAGUGUUUCUACGGAGCCUUGAGUGCCAUUAAAUUAUUAGCGGACGGAAAAGACGUUGAAAGGGAGGCUUUAAUAGCAAAAAACGGCUCUCUAACCGUGCCCUUAAAACCUGGUAACACACGAACAUUUACUGUCAGCGCAAAACCUCAAGACCGAGCUUCCAAAAAAUUCCAGCAGCGGUAA